AUGGUGGCUGACCCCCUGCUUGGGUUGACCAAGACCGACAUCGGGGCGAUGACGUCAGCGUUCCCGGCCGCCUAUGGCAUCAGCAAGUUUGCCGGCGGCAUGCUGGGCGCGGCCUUCUCCCCUACCAAGAUGCUCGCCUAUGGCCUCAUGGCCACAUCAGUCGUCAACAUCGCCUUCGGUUUUGGCAGCAGCGUGGUCUACUGGUCGGCCCUGUGGGCCAUCAACGGCGCGCUGCAGGGCAUCGGCGCCCCCGCCUGCGCCAUGCUACUCACGCGCUGGUUCGCGGCCAAGGAGCGCGGCAGUGAGUAG
Molecule: messenger RNA, 309 nt
Organism: Monoraphidium neglectum
Lineage: Eukaryota; Viridiplantae; Chlorophyta; Chlorophyceae; Sphaeropleales; Selenastraceae
Product: Regulatory protein uhpC
Exons: 3
Coding region: 1-309 (102 amino acids)
Biological process (GO): phosphate ion transmembrane transport; glucose-6-phosphate transport
Molecular function (GO): glucose 6-phosphate:phosphate antiporter activity
Source: RefSeq, a predicted model, not a curated record